AUGAAAGACGUAUGGAAGACGUCGACCCUCCAAUUUUGGACUUUGCUCGCCUCGGCGCCGUGGCCGUUAGGUUGUCCAGUUGCAGCGGAGAACCUUGAGGUUUUCCCCUUCAUGGGUUUUCUGGGGGGAGGGAUGUCUUGGCCUUGGUCGGCGCCAAAGGGGGCUGUGCAGAGCUGCCAACCAAAAAAAAAAAAGAAGCGCAUAUGCGGCUGCUUGAUGACGAAGCAACCUAAGAUCGGCCUUUGCGCAUUCCAAGAAGCAGCCAAGGCCUGUCGAGAUGAGGACGUUUACUCAGGUCUUGCCCUGUACAACCUCUCCCGUUGGCAUUCAUCAACAGUGUCACUCGAUGCUGGUGGAAACUCAUCAAAAAUGCUAAGACGGUACCUGGCAGACUGCACGUGCGGAGUGCAGAAGGCAGGUACUCCGCUAGUGGGGCCACACCUCAUCUCCCCGGGGCUGCAUAAUGCGGGCGCUACCUUUCCACCUCACUUGUGCCUUGUCGAGUUACGCCCCCAGUUGCGUUCUCCGUCCCCAAGCAGCAUCGUGCCGCUGCCUCUGCCGGCCUCUUCUCCCCCCUUCUUUCAGAAAUACAACUUGAGCCCUUCUAUUCCUAUUCUUUGCAACCUCCUUCCCUCCUUGGGUUCGUUUCCCACAUUAACCGGGCGAACAGAAACUAAACCGGAUCCGCACUGUCGCGACGAAACCUCACAUCCGUCAGCGCCAUUCGCCUCUUCCGCGACCAACCCUCGCUUUUCUUCAACACGCUCGUUUCAGUUGUGGAAACGUGACACGGAUCAACGAUCCAUUUGGGAGUCUUCUUUUGACAAUCAGCUCAGCUCAACUUUACACCGAAACCAACAAACUCGAAAAUCACCUAAACCAAACAAGAUGCGCUUCUCGAUAACACGGCCCCUAGCGGCCCUUGCGUCGAUCGCGGUCCUCGUAUCUCCCGUCUUUGGCGAACAGAAGCUGGCGUCUCAGGCGCUAAAAACAUGUCAAGCGAACUCGGGCUUCUCAGCUAGUCUGUUCAACGUCGUUUAUACUCCAGAAAGCGGCAGGGCCAAUGUCGACAUCGUCGCCGUCUCUACCAUCCAAGGCAAAAUCAUCUUCGACGUUGCCAUCUCGGCCUACGGCUACGAAAUUAUCACCGCCCAAGUCGAUCCCUGCAGCUCCGGAUUGCUGGGUUUGUGCCCUAUGACGGCCGGCAAGAUUCCUCUCAACUUCACACUGCCCGUCGACAAGAACGCUGUUGCACAGAUUCCCAGCAUUGCCUAUAACUUUCCCGAUAUCGAUGCCAAAGUACGAGUCAGGAUCAACAUGACAGAUGGAGACGAGGCCGGUCAAACAGUUGCCUGUGUUGAAGCUGAAAUUACCAACGGAAAAACCGUCGACUUGGCUGGUGUCAAAUGGGCUACGGCCAUCGUUGCCACCUUCGCCUUGACGUCAUCUGCCUUCGUUUCUGGCCUCGGUCAUCACAAUGCCGCAUCGCACGUUGCCGCCAACGCCCUCUCUCUCUUUGGUUAUUUCCAGGCCCAGGCCAUGCUUGGACUUACCGGUGUUCCUCUGCCACCUGCCGUGAUGGGAUGGACCCAGGAUUUCCAGUGGAGCAUGGGUAUUAUCAAGGUCAAUUUCAUGCAGGACAUCUUUACCUGGUAUCAGCGUGCGACUGGUGGUACUCCCUCGAUGCUAUUCGACUCUUUGGCGACAGUCUCUGUUCAAGUUCAAAAGCGUGCGCUGGACGUUGCGGAUUAUGGUGCGGAUUUGGCCAGGCGUUCGAUAUCGUAUAUGCCCAGGACCAUCUCUGAACCCAUGGAGCAGGCCAUGAAGCACGAACUCCUCAAGCGCGGAAAUAUUCAGACAGAUACCGGCAGCUAUGUCGUGUAUGGCAUUCAGCGUGCGGCUUUCCGAGCCCAUAUCGAAUCCACCAACUUGUUCAUGACGUGCUUGAUCUUCUUCUGCGUCCUCGUCGUUAUUACCAUUCUUUGCGUCGCUGGCUGGAAAGGAUACUGCGAAUUGGCCGCACAGAAGGGCUGGAUGAAGCACGACACCUUUCUCGAUUUCCGAAACGGCUGGUUCACCGUUCUUAAGGGCAUCCUCUUCAGAAUUACCCUUAUUGGCUUCCCCGCCAUGACCGUCAUGUGCAUGUGGGAGUUUACCCAAAACGAUUCGCCUGCUGAAAUGGUGCUAGCCCUCUUUUUCUUCCUGGGUAUGCUUGUCACCCUGGGCUGGGCCGCAUUCAAGGUUAUCAGAAUCGCGCGCCGCUCCGUUGUAAUGCACCAGAACCCGGCUUACAUCCUCUUCUCCGACCCUCAAGCCUUGAACAAGUGGGGUUUCCUCUACGUCCAAUUCCGAGCUUCGGCCUAUUACUUCAUCGUUCCUGUUCUCGGCUAUACUAUUCUUAAGGGUCUCUUCGUUGCUUUCGGACAAAACAACGGUACUGCCCAGGCGGUCGGUUUCCUUAUUAUCGAAGCCGCCGCUUUGAUCGCGGCUACUGUUAUGCGCCCUUGGAUGGACAGGAAGACCAACUGGUUCAACAUCGCCAUUUGCGUCAUGAACUUCAUCAACGCCAUCUUCCUACUCAUGUUCACUGAAGUCUUCAACCAGCCGCCCCUCGUCACUGGUGUUAUCGGCCUCAUCUUGUGGAUUACCAACUCCAUCUUCUCCCUGGUUUACCUGCUGAUGCUCAUCUGCUCUACCAUCUUUGUCUUCUUCCGCGAGAACCCCGAUAAUCGGUACCAGUUCAUGGCUGAUGAUAGGACAUUCUUCAUGAAGUCACAGACUCAUCUUACAACGACCACCGAGCUGGAUGCGCUUGCGGCGACCGCUCGCGGAGACAAGUCCGGGUUCAAGGGACUCGACCUCGAUGACGAUGCGGAAUCCAUGUCUUCGGAUUCGCUUCGUCGUCAAACUGAACUUCAGCCCGGUAUGCCAGCUGGUGGAGCUGGGCUACACUUCACCAAUGCUCCCCCAAAGUCUCCGGUUAACCCUGCGAUGCCGCUAUUCCCUUCGGAAGGCCGGAACACCCAAGGUCCUCAGUAUGGCGAGAAGCCAGGUAUGAACUUUGAUCCUCGAGGACCGUCACCGAGUCCGUACGGUGGCCCACAAGGCGGCAACGCCACCCUCACGCCACAGUAUAGGGCUCUCAAUAACGCAAGCCCGUGGCAACGAGGUGCCGGCUAUGAGCAUUAACGAUCGAAGUUCACUGGCAAUAUACCAUGAUCUUCGCCUCUUACGACCUUGGGAAUAAAUGGAGUUUUUGUUUUUUCGGAGCAGCCAUUUUCAUGACGGCGAUACUUUUCACUCGGAUGGCGGUAUACUUGUCGGCUGGUUUGUGGGAAGCUUCCUGCUCUGGGCAUGGAUAUUCCACCCCUCCACAAGAAGUGGGCGGGAUAGAGGAGACAAAGCAUUCAAGAAGGGAAAGUCUUUUUGUGUGCUCGUUGUACCUCCCUACCUCAAGUCAUUGUAUGCCCCCUUGCUUUUGGCCCGAGUUUAUACCACCUACUAUACUCUACCGUGUUGGAUACACGGACAAAGAGUGUUCUUUUCCUACUAUCAUUUGUCGAACGUUUUUCUGUUUCUGUUUUUAUUUCGUUUCUCUUUGUCUGUCUUCAAAUCAUGCUAGGGCAUCACAACGGCGUCUUGGGGUAGUGGACAGUAAGAGAAGGCCGGAGGAGGAAAGCAAGUCACCCCGAGAAUAUGGGAGACAGACACCACGCUACAUAGUUAGCGUUGGAACUAAGUACAUGACCGACCGGAAAGGUUGUGAUCAGAACUUCAAGCAGACAAGAAGGAUACAUACCAUAAAUACUUCGGCUUGUGGCACUUGGCUGUGAUACAUCACGGAUACCCAAACGAACUUACAAACAUCAACAUCAUUUGUGUAUAAUAUCCAAGACCAUACGCAAGGAAGGCAAAAUAAACAUUCGAGAAAGGAGUUGAGCAUAGCAUGGUUAAAGCUGGGCUGGGUGGAAAAAAAGACCAAAAUCGAAAUUUAUCAGCACGC
Messenger RNA from Neurospora tetrasperma FGSC 2508, 4003 nucleotides. RefSeq lists its product as uncharacterized. Lineage: Eukaryota; Fungi; Ascomycota; Sordariomycetes; Sordariales; Sordariaceae. The record is from RefSeq and is a predicted model, not a curated record. The transcript has 8 exons. Gene Ontology annotation, biological process: fungal-type cell wall biogenesis; transmembrane transport. Bases 1 to 3189 code for a protein of 1062 amino acids.